Triticum urartu is the source of this 2772-nucleotide messenger RNA. RefSeq names its product pyrophosphate-energized vacuolar membrane proton pump-like. The record is from RefSeq and is a predicted model, not a curated record. Lineage: Eukaryota; Viridiplantae; Streptophyta; Magnoliopsida; Poales; Poaceae. Gene Ontology annotation, biological process: proton transmembrane transport. Gene Ontology annotation, cellular component: membrane. Gene Ontology annotation, molecular function: inorganic diphosphate phosphatase activity; diphosphate hydrolysis-driven proton transmembrane transporter activity.
UGUAGUAAGCGGUGAAGUGAGGGUUCUGGUUGCAGUUUCUGGGCUCGGCGCCCUGUUUUUAACGGGGGCUCGCGUCUUCGUCUCAGCCACCAAGCCACUGCUCUCGCCUGAACUAUUUUCUGCCAUUGGAGCUCAGGAGCAAAAGCCUAUAGUCACUAGUCCAUCAAAGGUUGUUCGGAUGGCUGUCAUCGGGACGGCGGGGGCGGAGGUACUGAUACCGCUGGCGGCGGUGAUCGGCAUCGCCUUCGCGGUGUUCCAGUGGUACGUGGUGGCCAAGGUGCCGGUCCCAUCCCACGACGGCGAGGAUGGCGGCGGCGCCGCCGCCCAGAAAGGCCGCAGCGGGCACGAUGAGAGUGCGGAGGACGGCGUGGACUACCGGCAGGUGGAGGCCCGGUGCGCCGAGAUCCAGCACGCCAUCUCCAUCGGUGCCACGUCCUUCCUCUUCACGGAGUACAGGUACCUCGGCGUGUUCAUGGCUGGGUUCGCGGUGGUGAUCUUCAUGUUCUUGGGGUCGGCGCAGCGUUUCAGCACGCGGCCAGAGCCAUGCACGUACGACCCGGCGCGGCUGUGCCGGCCGGCGCUAGCGAACGCGGCCUUCAGCAUGAUCGCGUUCCUCCUGGGCGCGCUCACCUCCGUCAUGUCCGGGUACCUCGGGAUGCGCGUGGCGACGUUCGCGAACGCGCGCACGGCGCUCGAGGCUCGCCGCGGCGUGGGGCGCGCCUUCGUCGUGGCGUUCCGGUCUGGCGCCGCCAUGGGCUUCCUCCUCGCGUCCAGCGCGCUGUUCGUCCUCUACGUCGCCAUCAACCUCUUCGGCGUCUACUACGGCGACGACUGGGGCGGGCUGUACGAAUCCAUCACCGGCUACGGCCUCGGCGGCUCGUCCAUGGCCCUCUUUGGCCGCGUCGGCGGCGGCAUCUACACCAAGGCCGCCGACGUCGGCGCCGACCUCGUCGGCAAGGUGGAGCGCAACAUCCCCGAGGAUGACCCUCGCAACCCCGCGGUGAUCGCUGACAACGUGGGGGACAACGUCGGCGACAUCGCCGGGAUGGGGUCGGACCUGUUCGGGUCGUACGCGGAGUCGUCGUGCGCGGCGCUGUUCGUGGCGUCCAUCUCGUCGUUCGGGACGGAGCACAACUUCGCGGCGAUGAUGUACCCGCUGCUCAUCAGCGCCAUGGGCAUCGUGGUGUGCUUGGCCACCACGGUCGUCGCCACCGACCUCGCCGAGGUGAAGACCGUCGAGGAGAUCGGGCCGGCGCUCAAGCGGCAGAUCCUCAUCUCCACCGUGCUCAUGACCGUCGGCAUCGCCAUCGUCAGCUUCCUCGUCCUGCCCCACAGCUUCACCCUCUUCGACUUCGGCAGGCGCAAGCUCGUCAAGAACUGGUACCUGUUCAUCUGUGUGUCCGCCGGUUUGUGGGCAGGUCUUGUCAUCGGCUAUGUCACAGAGUACUUCACAAGCAACGCUUACAGGCCGGUGCAGGCGGUGGCGAACUCAUGCCGGACGGGAGCGGCGACGAACGUGAUCUUCGGGCUAGCGGUGGGAUACAAGUCGGUGAUCGUGCCCAUCUUCGCCAUCGCGACGGCCAUCUACGCCAGCUUCCGCCUCGCCGCCAUGUACGGCAUCGCGCUGGCGGCGCUGGGCAUGCUCAGCACCAUCGCCACGGGGCUCAGCAUCGACGCCUACGGCCCCAUCAGCGACAACGCCGGCGGCAUCGCCGAGAUGUCCGGCAUGCCGCACGUGGUCCGCGAGCGCACGGACGCACUCGACGCCGCCGGCAACACCACCGCCGCCAUCGGCAAAGGGUUCGCGAUCGGGUCGGCGGCGCUGGUGUCGCUGGCGCUGUUCGGCGCCUACGUGAGCCGCGCCGGGGUCGCGGCGGUGGACGUGCUGAGCCCUCGGGUGUUCGCGGGGCUGCUGGUGGGGGCCAUGCUGCCCUACUGGUUCUCGGCGAUGACCAUGCGGAGCGUGGGGAGCGCGGCGCUGGCGAUGGUGGAGGAGGUGCGGCGGCAGUUCGACAGCAUCCCGGGGCUGAUGGAGGGCACGGCCAAGCCGGACUACGCCACCUGUGUCAAGAUCUCCACCGACGCGUCGCUCAAGAAGAUGCUGGCGCCCGGCGCGCUCGUCAUGCUCAGCCCGCUGGUCGCCGGCACGCUGUUCGGCACCGAGACGCUGGCCGGGCUCCUCGCCGGCGCGCUGGUGUCGGGAGUCCAGGUGGCGAUCUCAGCGUCCAACAGCGGCGGCGCCUGGGACAACGCCAAGAAGUACAUCGAGGCCGGCGCGUCGGCGGAGGCGCGGGCGCUGGGGCCCAAGGGGUCGGACGCGCACAAGGCGGCGGUCAUCGGCGACACCAUCGGCGACCCGCUCAAGGACACCUCCGGCCCGUCGCUCAACAUCCUCAUCAAGCUCAUGGCCGUCGAGGCGCUCGUCUUCGCGCCAUUCUUCGCCGCGCACGGUGGCCUCAUCUUCAAGCACCUCUGAGUUUGAAUUCCGAGUUCGCUCGGCUUGCUGCCUGGACCUGGAUGGCCAAGCAGAAGGCUUUCGUUGCCAAUAAUAACCUCUAGACUGGGAGAAUUGUAUGAGGUGAUGAAUGGUUAAUGGUUACUUUAGUUUCGGACUUUAUUCGAGUGCAAACCCGCCUUAGAAAUAAGCUCGUGGUGUAGCAAAUUGUCACUCUUAAGGCAUGACUUCUAAAUGCAGCAUGGAUGCUCGUCUCUGGGCCUUCAGCAGAGUGCCAUCACCGUGAGGCUGUGUUUGGCGCCGGUGGAUUAUCUUAA